This is a messenger RNA of Hydractinia symbiolongicarpus, 5203 nucleotides long. RefSeq names its product telomerase-binding protein EST1A-like. Gene Ontology annotation, cellular component: telomerase holoenzyme complex. The transcript has 22 exons. Gene Ontology annotation, biological process: nuclear-transcribed mRNA catabolic process, nonsense-mediated decay. The coding region runs from base 345 to 4559 and encodes 1404 amino acids. The record is from RefSeq and is a predicted model, not a curated record. Lineage: Eukaryota; Metazoa; Cnidaria; Hydrozoa; Anthoathecata; Hydractiniidae. Gene Ontology annotation, molecular function: telomeric repeat DNA binding; telomerase RNA binding; protein binding.
AUCGUUUAAAAAUCAUUAACACAGCAUCGUAGAAAGCGCAGAGCUCGAUGUAGAUCGUUUAAACAUCAUGAAUACGGGAUCGUAGAUUGCGAAAAGAUCACCGUAGCUUGUGUAAAAAUCAUAAAAACAGCAUCCUAGAAAGCGAAAAUAUCGUUGUAGAUCGUUUAAAUAUCACGAAAGCUUUUUUCAUCACUCUAUAGCUAAUAUUUUAGAAAAAGAAAAAUUCACAAUUCAAAAUUCAUGUAAAAAUAUUAACCAUGUGUAUAAUAGCAAAAUGUGUAUAAAAGAAUUUAUAAAAGCUUAAAAAAAAUUGUUUUUUUAGUUUACAUGCAUUUUGAAUAAGAAUGUCAAAUAUAGUAAACGAUACAACUUGUGGAAUAUCUGAUAUGGAGAAACCUAGAGGGCGUGGAAGAGGGCGUGGUAUGAUGCACAAAAAAGAUACUCCAAUUAAAGAAGAUCUUUCAGCUGCACCAGUUUCUAACACAUUGAAUUCUAAUAGUGACAAUAAAGAUCACUCCUCUGACCAAAGUCCUAAUAAACCAAGAGAAACUAAAGUUCGACGUACAAGAGCAGGAUUUGAACCAUAUCAAGUUAAAAAGAAGGUUGCUGUCACCCCUCCAAAAGACAAUGAAACCACCAAAACAAAGUUAUUAUCUUUAACUACUCAGGAAAAGAACAGUAAUCAUAAAACACGCUCCUCAAGCAAUAGAAAACCAAAACCGCAUAAAAAGCAUUCAAACGAAAAGCCCUCAGGUUUUCAUGGAUCUCGAAAUCAACACAGACAGAGACAGUCUUUGAUUGCAAAAACGGAAGGAAACCAUUUUCCUGAAAGGGAAGAUUGGGAUUUAGAGGCUUCCCUGCAGAAUAAUUCAAAUAAUGAUAGCAACUGUGCCAAUCCAACUGUGUCUAUGGAGGAAAAAGACGAAAAAGAAAGUUCAACGUGUAAUGGUGUCAGUAUCAAAAAUGAUGAUAAAAUUAUACUUAAUAAUAAUAAACUACAGAAAAAGGAGGAUAUCAAGAGAAAAACUCAAGGUAUUUCUUUACUAGAAUGUCCGUGCACAUGUAACAUGUCUGGUGAUAGAAUUGACAAUUGCAUUGGUGAAUGCAGAAGUAGGGAAGCAAGUCCAAGUUUAACAACCUCCAUAACUACAUUAAACUUAAACGACAGUAUUGAUAACAAGUUCUUAGUUGCCUCUCCUGUUGAGGCACAGGAGGAGGUUCCAGAACAUUCUGUUUUAGAUUCUGAUGCAGAGAAUGAAGAAGAUGGAAAUGCUUCUUUGCAAAAUAUAUCAAAUAACAAAGUAAUAACUAAACAUGAUAAUGAUAUCAUCAUGACAGAGAAUAAGAAGAAAAGUAAUGAUCUCAGAGAUAGUGAUAGUAAUAACAGUUUAGUAGGUUCAGAACCCUAUGACUUUAGAGCUGGUUUAAUUGAUUGUUUACAAAAUGAAAUAGACCGACCCUCUUCAAAAAGCUCACUUUCAAGAACCAGUAGUUCUGGGGAAUCGUCCCUAAGUAGAAAAUUUUCAACAGGCUCAGAUAGUUUGUUCACAGUAACGAAACCCUUCAAAGAAAACACUAAAAAUAUGGAUACAGCAUCUAAUUUUGACAAAGCUAAUUCAAAUCAAAUAACAACAUCUGAGACCAACCAUAAUGUAAAACCGCGAAGUCAGAUGAAUAAUAUAUUGUCAAUACUUAAUGAAAACAAAAGUAAAAGCACAGGUGAUGCACAGCAAGAUAGAGUCCAGGAUAGGCGCAAGGUAAAAAACCGAGACGAAAAAAGAAAAGAUAGAUCACCUGCUGAGAAGAGAGAUUCGCGACACAGAAAUUCCAAACAGUUAAAAAAUUUGCCAAAUAAGAAUAUAGCUGAUUCUGAAAAUACCAAUCAUAAGGAAACUUCAUCCAAAGGUGGACUUAUAGUUUUACCAAAAUCUGAAUAUAUCGAUGAAUACGAUAGAUCGACAAAUUAUAGCACAUCACCAAAGCAUGUUCAUUUUUCUGCAGAUGCAGGUCAAGAAAACCCUCCAGCUGAUAAAAAACAAAUAAUUAAUCAAUAUUUAACGGAAAUCAAAGACAAGCAUUAUCAACUUAAAAAACUGUUGGCACGUGGUUUUCAGUCUCUGGAGUCAAUUAACGUGAUGUUGCGGGCAUCAGAAAUGAUUCAGCAAAAAUAUGGAGAGUUGAUUAUAACAUACCAAGAUUACGCAUUUCGUUAUGAUUACGAGAGCUCUCUUUGGAAGAAUGCUUUUCAUAAUAUUAUUUCUUGCUUCAGAGAAUUUUUAGAGAACAAAACUGUUGCACCCUCUACAUUGCAAGAGAUUGGUAAGCAAUACUGGAAUUUUUUGCAGAAUGGUGUACAGUUUUUAGACUCGCUUACUCUCCAAUUACAAGAAGAAGGAAGAUUUGAUUUAGAUGAUUAUUUAAACGAUCCUGUAAAGAUGACAUCUUGCGCAAAACAGAUAAAGUUUGCCCUACGUAGUUGCCACCUGUUGCUUAUUUUUAUUGGUGACCUGGAACGAUACAUUGCUCAAUUGCAACAAGAAAACAACUUUGAAAAGGCACAAGUAUGUUACAAACAGGCUCAAAUAUUAGCACCGAAAAAUGGAAAAUCUUAUAAUCAAUUAGCAGUGGUAGCUGUGAUGACAAAACACAAACUUGACGCUGUGUAUUAUUACACCCGUAGCUUGCAAGCGAGCAAUCCCAUUUUAACCGCCAAAGAUCGUCUAACUUCUAUUUUCCAAGAAAUUAAAAAGAAGGCUGCAGUAUAUAGACAGAAACAUAAUACAAUUGCUGACACAGUUAUCACAUCAAAUAGUGUUGGACUUUCCUUUGCCACCUCUAACUCAAACAACUUUGAUCGAAAUACAAAAAAGAAGAAUGCAGAUCAUUUACGAGAUGAAAUCUGGAUAUUUUACCGUAAUAAUCAUAUGUUUAAAGUCAUGCUAACUGACUGCAACGAAAUCAUCAACCUCACACCCAGUUCUCAACUUGCUAAACAACAACAAAGAAAUGAAGACUUAGAAGUGAUUAUACAUGACAAAUUGACCUUGAAAAAGGUUAAUCAUGGUUUUAUUGUCCAUUUUCUGUUUCUUCAUUGCAAGUUAUACACCAACAUAGGGCUUGAAGAGUUUACCUCUGUUCAUGAAGAAACGCUAUCAGAUUUAACAACUUUAUUAGCAUAUCCAAAAGCUUCAAGUGUCAAACUCAAAAAUCUUAUGAAAUACAUGGCCAUCAAUAUUUUCAUGAUUCAUAAUUUAAUUGAGAAGCAAGAUCAUAAUGAAGUAAUAGCUGGUACAGCCUUGGAUUAUGCGAUUGUAUUUGGCAUGGACAUGUUUGCUGUUAUUUGCAAACAUUGCAGUAAUCUUCUGACUGCGGACCCAAUCAAUCAUAGCUUAGUAGUUCAAUUUCUUCCUGCUGUAAGGAUAUGGCUUCGUUGGCUAUCUCAACACUCGUCUAUUGUGGCGAAAUCGUCCGUCAGUUCGAUGCUUGAUCUCUGGGCAAGUGUUUGUGAGUUAUUGAAUGUUAUUGAAAGUGCAGAGGUGAUUGAUCCAGUUCCAAGUGAUAACGAGAAUGUCAAGAACGUAUAUUUAUUAGAAGACCUGGAUCUUGCUGGUUUUAAACCCUUGACACCUGUUCUUACUUAUCGCUCGUUGUCAAAAGAGGAGGAGGAAAUUGGGUGUUAUAACCUCCGUAUAUGUGACAUGAAAAAAUUAAUCAAUAAAAUAGAUGAACAUGGUCAAUUACCGUUUGCACUCGACGAGAGCGAGAAUGUGUAUAAGCCUGUACAGUCAACAGUAGUUUCGUCCUCACCUUCAAAAUUACCGAAAAUGUUAGAAGACGAAGAUGAAGUCGAGGUUUCUGAAGAUGUUGUGAUAGAGGACGAGGAGGAAGACUAUGGGGAUGUGUCGCAUGUUGACCAGUUAAAGACUUUGAAAGCGACGUUAACGAAACAAAUACAAGAUCAAGAAUCGCAGAGGCAAACAGCACUUGCAGUGCUGGAAAGUCACAAAUCACAAGGUCGACAUCUUUCAGAAAAUUCACCAGCUUAUUUGGUAGCAGAUACGAACUGUUAUAUCGAUCAUCUGCAGUACAUUAUACAACUACUGGAUUCGAAUGAUUUUACUCUGAUUGUACCUCUCAUCGUCCUCACUGAACUGGAUGGAUUGAAAGUGGGAUCGUAUUAUGACGAAAAGAAGUUUCAGGAAAAACAAAGGAAUGUACAAGAAUAUGCCAGAUUAUCUGUGGAUGUAUUGGAAGAUCGGUUUAGUCGGCAGGACUCCAAUAUACGCGCCAUCACUAGUAGCGGGACGGAGAUGUUAACGAUAGCGUUCCGCGCAGAAGAAUUGUCGAGUGACAGGGGUACAAACGAUGAUGUGAUUUUAUCUUGUUGUUUAAAAUACUGUGAAGAACAAAUAAUACGUACGGAAGAUGAUACUAGUGUCGUACGUCGUAACGUCGUUCUUUUGACAAAUGAUCGAAAUUUACGAGUAAAAGCGCAUACCCGUUUUGUACCAACAGUCGAUAUUGCGACGUUUAUGAAAAUGGCGAAAUUUGUUUCGUGAAAUUUCAUUUAGAGUCGUGUUUAUAUUAUAUUUUUUAUUUUUAAUGUGUAUAAAUUUCAAAUUAUCUAUCUAAAGUUUUUUGUUGUGGUUUUAUAAUACCUCUAUUACCCGAAGGAGACUGGAAACUAAUACUACACACGUGAUCAUUUGUAUGGCUAAUAAGUUUAAAAGAGUAAUUCACUGUUAAAAAGGUUUUCCAUACUACUGUCGUGCAACACGUGACUAUUAGUAUAUGGCCGUGCUUGAAACUGCUCUAUAGUCGCACGGGGAUUGCAUAAGUUAUUGUUGUUUAUUUGAUAUUUUUUGUAUAUGCUAUUACCACGUGUAAACCGGGACUUGCCUGUACUGGUCAUAGAUAUUUGUGAAAAUUGUGCUUAAAAGUAAACUGCUUUUUGGUUAGCCUUUCCGUGGUGAAUUUUUGAGGUGAACUUUUGAGGUGAAUUUGAAUGAUUUUCCUAAAAAUCCUAUGUUUAAAUGUUUGUGUUAGAACUUUAAAAGAUCAAGACAGUAUCAAAGUUCGUCUGUAUUUAUUUGUUUAUAUUCAAAUAUAAACCUCUCUUCCAUGGUUCUAAGAAGCUGUGGAAUAUAUGUGAGAAAUCUAGUCAUGUUUUAUCAUAGUUGAAAUAAAUUUUUACUGAUUCUUC